GCGUGCGUGCGUGCGGCGAGCGUCCCUCAGAGGGCAGGCCGGGACGGAGGCAGGCCGGGCGCGCUCCGCCAUGGCGCUGCGGCGGACUCUGGUGCUGGGCUGCCUGGCUUUGUUCGUGGCCUGGACGGGCGUCGGCGGGCAGAAGAAGAAGGAGAUGGUGCUUUCAGAAAAAGUCAGUCAGCUGAUGGAGUGGGCCAGUAAAAGAUCCGUCAUUCGACUGAAUGGUGACAAAUUUCGCCGUCUUGUAAAAGCGCCACCGAGAAACUACUCUGUGAUUGUUAUGUUCACUGCUCUUCAGCCUCACAGACAAUGUGUUGUGUGCAAGCAAGCAGAUGAAGAGUACCAGAUUCUGGCAAACUCCUGGCGAUACUCAACCGCAUUCACCAACAGAGUCUUUUUUGCGAUGGUAGAUUUUGAUGAAGGUUCUGAUGUAUUUCAGAUGCUAAACAUGAAUUCAGCCCCGACCUUCAUUAACUUCCCAACAAAAGGGAAACCAAAAAGAGGAGACACCUAUGAAUUGCAGGUGCGGGGAUUUGCUGCUGAACAGCUCGCCCGCUGGGUGGCUGAUAGGACCGAUGUCAAUAUCCGUGUGAUAAGGCCUCCCAACUACGCCGGACCCUUGAUGUUGGGCCUGCUGCUGGCUGUGAUCGGAGGCCUGGUUUACUUGAGGAGAAGCAACCUGGAUUUUCUGUAUAAUAAAACAGGCUGGUCUUUUGUUGCAUUGUGUUUUGUUCUAGCGAUGACAUCAGGCCAGAUGUGGAAUCACAUCAGAGGACCCCCAUACGCUCAUAAGAAUCCUCAUAAUGGUCAAGUGAACUAUAUCCACGGAAGCAGUCAAGCGCAGUUUGUUGCUGAAACUCACAUUGUUCUUUUGUUUAAUGCUGGUGUGACACUUGGUAUGGUGCUUUUGCAUGAAGCUGCUACCUCUGACAUAGAAGUGGGGAAAAGAAAAAUCAUGUGCGUGGCUGGCAUUGGCCUGGUGGUGUUGUUCUUCAGCUGGCUGCUUUCCAUAUUCAGAUCGAAAUACCACGGCUAUCCAUACAGCUUCUUAAUGAGUUAAAGAAUGUAAUCAUCUGGAUGCUUAUGAAGAGCGGAAUUGAAGCGUUCAGUGUGUGCGGUUCAUGCUACCUCUCUUUGAAAUGAACAAGAAGAUGGCUGCACGCCAAACCAAAGAUUCCUAGUGCCUUGAAACAACAAGCAAUUUGCCCUACUACUUUUGGGGGAGUAUUAAGAUAACAUUGAUGCUCUCUAUUUACCUUUAUAAACCUAGUGUAAUUGGGAAUUUAGAAGCUGGGCUUUGUUUCUUAUUAAUUAAAAGCAAUGAAACUUAGGUCAGAAUGCAAAGACCCCCUUUAGGCAUACCUUUUUGCUCCAUGUUGUGUGUGGGGGAGGGGGGAUAAUAACAUUCCCUCCUCCAAGCUGCGGCUCUUUGCGUGGCAUCAAAGUUCCCCUGAGAUUUAAGGGGGGCUUGUAGGGCAGUAUCUUAGCUGGGGUCUCAGAAACAUGUGUGUGCAGUCUGACAUGUGCCCUUGUAGACGGUGGCUCUGAUUUUUCAAAAGGCCAUUUUCCAGCACCAGUUAGUAUUUCUCUUUUAGCCAAAUUAACUCUCCGGUUGUGGAGGAGUCCAUAAACUGUGUCUUUCCUUCAAACCUAAGGUAUUCUGUCCUGGUGCCACUGACAUUUGAGGGGUGGGGGUGUUUCUGCUGUGUUUCUGUGCUAGGGUGUAAAUCGGCAGGUGGUCCUUCGGAAAGAGAACCAUUAAAAGUGACAUUCUUGAAAGGAGCUUGGGUGGCUUCCCUCAUAGUGUUAAGGCUUUUCUUCUAGAUGGCCAUCUCUGCUGAUCUACCCAGGCAGUCUGCUUGAGAGAAAUCUUCCAGAAUGGCAUCCUGUCCCUAACGGCAAGCUCAGCUCUCAUGGCUCCAGAAAGUGCCCUGGGGAUCCAAACUGCUUCGUGGGCCUGCAACUGCUGCAACUGCUUCCUUCAUUCAGGGGCUUUAAUCAUGUGGCUUUGAAAAAUGUAUGGCCUGGAUCUAUGUUCCUCAUGUCCAGAAGCAUGCUGAACACACUCUGAUUUUCCAGUGAAGGUUGGCAUGGUCAGAUUUGAUUAUGCCAGUUAUCUGUUACGUGAGGUUCAGUCCCCUCACCUCCAAAAUGAAUAACUGUCCCUGUUAAAGCUGAUUGCACCAGCAGAUGGUUGCCAGGACUACUGCUCUAAGUGCUAGAUGCUGGAUAUAUAUAUUUUUUAAUCCUUCUAACAUUUGGGACCCAUCCACAUGCACGUGUGAUCUUUGUAUCAUUGCGUCCAUGCCUUUUAUUUGAUUGGGACAAUGAUCUCGAAGUCCCAGGUCUGUGCAUCUCACAUUCAGAAUCCAGGCUGAGUAGCAAACCUAGUUUUCUGCUGCUGUGGACUUUGAAUGGCGCCUGUUUCUAAAUGCAGAGAAAUGUGUUUGGGGAGGCAGUGAAAGAAGCUCCCAAGAUCUAUAACUAAUCUUAUUGUGAGAUCAGAAACCCACUGAGAAAGUGGGAAUGUUCUGCUUUAGCUGGUUUUUUAAAAUUUGUUUUGCUCAGGUGAGAUUUAGAAUUCAGAAGGCAUAUUUCUUCAGCUUGUCCCACUCAAGGUGCUUUGCUUGGUUUUGAUAUUGGUGCCCUGGUGCAUUUAGGAAAUUGUUAAAAGACUGUAGGAACUGUAUUUAAUGUGGAAAGCCAGCUGCUUAGCUUGAUAACUGUCUCCUGCAUGGCAGGGUAAUAGUUGAAGAGCAAGAACAAUAUUCUGUUUCUCCUUGGAAGGAGGGCAGAAUGUUGUUUAUUAAAGUUGAGAAGUCACUGCUGCUGCACCCAGCUAAGUAGUUCUCUUAUGCAAUUUUGCUGUGUUUAAUUACACAUUUCAAGUGCCUUAACUCAGUCUGUUUUUUGGUAUUAACUCAACAGAUGUUUCAAAAUAUGUUUUUAUACCAUUCAAAGCAUCCAGUUGUAGCAUGGAUAUUGAAAUGACCAAUUUAGGUUUUGGACAACAUUCAAUAAAUACUUUAUGACCUUCUCCAUGUUGCUGUCUUUUGGACUUAAUACCCCCCCCCCCCCA
This is a messenger RNA of Gekko japonicus, 3079 nucleotides long. RefSeq names its product magnesium transporter 1 (gene MAGT1). Bases 71 to 1060 code for a protein of 329 amino acids. The transcript has 10 exons. Gene Ontology annotation, cellular component: oligosaccharyltransferase complex. The record is from RefSeq and is a predicted model, not a curated record. NCBI's taxonomy places the organism in Eukaryota, Metazoa, Chordata, Lepidosauria, Squamata, Gekkonidae.